Messenger RNA from Rhineura floridana, 2620 nucleotides. It is a transcript of the gene LARP6, whose product is annotated as La ribonucleoprotein 6, translational regulator. Gene Ontology annotation, biological process: RNA processing. Gene Ontology annotation, molecular function: mRNA binding. The transcript is spliced from 3 exons. NCBI's taxonomy places the organism in Eukaryota, Metazoa, Chordata, Lepidosauria, Squamata, Rhineuridae. The record is from RefSeq and is a predicted model, not a curated record. The coding region runs from base 109 to 1584 and encodes 491 amino acids. Gene Ontology annotation, cellular component: nucleus.
UUCCUCGGCUCCAGCGGCCUCAGUGCCGUGGCAAAGGAGGCGAAUCGGGGUGCGGCGCAGCGCUCUUCUGCCGGCUGCUGGAUCGCCUCUUCUCCUCCGCGCCAGGGCAUGGCAGAGCCAGAGGAGGGGGGCGAGCUGGCUGGGGGCGCCGUCCCCGUUGAGAUCCGCGUGGCCACGGCCCCUGAUGCCGAGGUGGAGGACGACGAGGAGGAGGACGAGGAUCGCCGCCGCGGGCGCCUGUGCCUGACUCCGCUGGGCGGUGGCAGCUGCAGCGAAGACGAUUCCGGGCGGUACUACGGAGGUGGUGGCGGGAGAUCCAGUGGUGGUGAGAAUGAUGGGGAUGGCUUUGGCCACAACUGGAAACCUCCAGAGUAUGAACUGAUCCUGAAGCUGGUGGCCCAGAUUGAGUAUUACUUCUCAGAUGAAAACCUUGAAAAAGAUGCCUUCCUCCUGAAGCACGUGCGGAGAAACAAGAUGGGAUAUGUCAGUGUUAAGCUGCUGACAUCUUUCAAAAAGGUAAAACAAUUGACCCGUGACUGGAGAACCACAGCUUAUGCCCUGAAAUAUUCUGACAUUCUGGAGCUGAAUGAAGACAGUAGAAAAGUUCGGCGAAAUACACCCGUCCCUGUAUUCCCUAGCGAGAAUCUCCCUAGCAAAAUGCUGCUUGUCUAUGACAUCUGCCUGGUUUCUGAUCUCCAUCCUCUGGAUAAAGGGCAAGAGAAUGGGUGUGUUCAAGAGAAGAUCAUGGAGCAUCUUCUUAAAGCCUUUGUCACGUUUGGCGUCAUUUCGUCGGUUCGUAUCCUCAAACCUGGCCGGGAUCUUCCCCCAGAUAUCAAGAGAUUCAGUAGCCGAUACAGCCAAGUUGGAACCAAAGAAUGUGCAAUCAUAGAGUUUGAAGAAGUAGAUGCUGCCAUCAAAGCUCAUGAGUCAAUGUGUGUUACUGACAACCAAAACGCCAUGAAAGUUGUCCUCAUUGGAAUGAAGCCACCAAAGAAGAAGGUCGUCAAAGACAAGAGCCGCGACGAAGGUUCUAGUAAGGGCCUUAACAAAACACGCUCAAUGAACAAGAGAGUUGAAGAACUUCAGUUUGUUGGUGAUGAAUCUUCAGCCAACAGCUCCUCGGAGCCAGAAAGCAACCCAGCAUCUCCCAUGUCAGGACGCAGAAGCAGCUCUUCCAACAAAUUAAGCCUUUCUGCCUAUCAGAACAAUCAUCUCAGCCCAAACGUGUCUCCACGGUCCAGCCCUUGGAGCAGCCCUUCUUCGCUGCGUAAAGUAUCUAGGAUGUCUCCGCUUGCCGAAGAUGGCAGGCUUAGCUUGAGCACCAGUCCCGAGAUGUCGAGGAGGUGUGCAGAUUAUUCAUCGGACAGUAGUAUUACUCCUUCCAGCAGCCCGUGGGUUCAGAGGAGGAAGCAGGCUCAGACUCUAACACAGGAGAAAAGUCCAGUAGGUAGCCCAAUGCAGAGUCCCAAAAUACAGAAUGCAGUUGGGUUACCAGUUGGCGUGCUGCGCUUACCCAAGGGACCUGAUGGUACAAAGGGAUUUUAUAACAGUCAUGAAAGGUACAGGCCCACGAAGAAUGAAUAAGCUUUGUGUGGUACAUCAAACAAGUGAAUUAUUCCAGUAUUGUCCACUUCAAGGACUUGGAUCAAGGCAGUGUUUUCAUUUAAAAAAAAAAGCUUUUCUAUCUGUGUAGCUUUGUAUAUUUGUAUUUGCUCUUAAUCUACAUGUUGUCAUUAUAUUUUUCUUGUUUUCAAACCUCAGCUUUGCUGCAUUUUACUUUUUCUUCAUAUAGAUAUGCCAGCUAUAACCAAACAUUUUAUGGGGAAAAACUUUUUAUUUUGCAAAGUAUGUGCAGUGGUCAGAGUUGUACCCAUUGGUCUAAUGGUAUGUUGAAGUCUCUCAUUCAUGUAAUGUUUUGCAAGGAACUCUGGAGUUUCUGACAUUUUGCUAGUGUCAUAUCUUGAAAAGACAUUUCCUAAUGUCUUCUAGACAAAAAAGUGUACUUUUGGUAGUAUGAAUAAAAAGCUGCAAAAAUUUUAAAAUGUCAUGUCAGACUUAAAGCUGGACAGGUAAAAAUUGAAUUUUGGAAUGUGUAAAUGUGUUAAAACUGCCUCUUUUUGGAAUAUGUAAAUUGGUGGUUUUCCCACUUCAGCCACAUAUGCACUACACAUUUAAAGCAGUAUCAUACCACUUUAAUCAGUCAAAGCUUCCUCCAAAGAAUCCUGGAACCUGUAGUUUGUUACAAGUGCUGAGAGUCGUUAAGAGACCUCUGUUGCCCUCAGAGAACUACAAUUCCCAGAGUGGUUAAACAGUUAAUCCCCAGGGAACUGUGGGAAUUGUAGAGGGAACUGUUCCUCUGUGAGGGGAACAGGGGUCUCAUAACAACACUCAAUGCUGAUAACAAACUACAGUUCCCAGGAUUCUUUGGAGAAAGCCACAACUGUUUAAAGUGGUAUAGGAGUUCUUUACAUGUAUAGUGCAGAUUAGGGUUGCCAGGUUCAGGGCCUGAGACUGAUCCUGUAUCUUUAGGAGAAGAAAGUCAGCCAAGUGCAAAUGUUCUUGCACCACUGAAAAACCACAAGGUGGAAUUCUCCCUUCCCUCUGCACAACUUUUAAAGAU